Diversispora eburnea is the source of this 310-nucleotide messenger RNA. NCBI's taxonomy places the organism in Eukaryota, Fungi, Glomeromycota, Glomeromycetes, Diversisporales, Diversisporaceae. The record is from the annotation of a GenBank genome assembly.
AUGGAAAAAAUCCCAUUUGACAUAUUGCAUAAUGAAAACACAUCCGCGAGAAGACGUCACUGUAACCGUACUUCACCACCAACUUACGAAGUGCCAUUAAUUCUAAGUACGAGUUCCCGUGAAUUUACUGCCAACCAAAGGAAUCGAUUCACGUCUCCCACUCGAAGAAUUCCUAGUGAAAGGGAUGAGAAUAAUAAUCGAGAUAAUGUGACAUACGAAUCUUUAUCCGAGUUGAUAAAUAUUACUUUAGCUCUUAAUAUAUCUGCAUCACAAAAUGACAGUGAUUUUAGUAUGCCCGAUGUAGGAGGAG